GAGAGAGAGAGAGACGGACAAUGACACCGGGUGCAAAUCUGGACGCGGCGUCACCCAAAGUCCACGGUUAUCAACGAGUGGCCCCGAUCACUUCCUUACGGAAGCGACGACUUCACCCGCUCGGGUGGGGCAAGCUGCGAGCUUCUUCGGCCGCGACAUAUAAAACCAGGAACGACUGUUGCGGCUGAAACACUUGGCGACCAUCGACAGGGCUGGUAGGUAGGCGAAUCAACAUCCGAUCGUGAUCCAGUCUCGCGAACAGACGAUCAAUGUGGAGCCGAUCGUUAACGAGUGGCCUUACGUGGGCGCUCUUCGUCUUGACGACGUUCGCGUCAGCUUGGCCGUUUCGUCGGCGGGACGUCUUCGAUAACGCCGUGGACAACCCCGAAGGACUGAUCGCUCAUCUGCAACACUUCGGCGAAUCGCUCUAUGGGCUGCCCGACAAUGAGACUGGCCUCAAGGUGGCGCGAUGGCACGAGAAUAUGGGCGUGAAUCCCGAGGAGUUGGGCAACUACGCUGAGGGUGACAUCCUCUUCCCGUCGGUCUUCGGGAGGAACGGUCUCAAGGCCGAGACUGCGCGGUGGCCCAACGGCGUUAUCCCCUUCAUGAUCAGUCCGUACUUUAACGCGCAGCAGCAAAAACUGAUAUUCGACGCGAUGGACGAUUACCACAAGUACACGUGCAUCAAGUUCAAACCGUACAGAGGCGAGGAGAGCGACUACAUCAGGAUCACGGCCGGCAACAGCGGCUGCUGGAGCAGCGUGGGCAGGAUCGGUGGUAGGCAGGACGUCAACCUUCAGGUGCCUGGCUGCGUCACGAAGAAGGGCACGGUGAUACACGAGCUGAUGCACGCCGUCGGCUUCUUGCACGAGCAGAGCAGAUACGAGCGCGACGACUACGUGCACAUCUUGUGGCAAAACAUCUUGAAUGGUCACGGCGGCAACUUCGAGAAGGCCUCCAAGGAGACCACCGACGCCUUCGGUGUCGGCUACGAUUACAGCAGCGUGAUGCACUACUCGUCGAAGGCAUUCUCCAAGAACGGCCAGCCCACGAUAGUACCCAGAGAGAAGUCGGCCGGCAUCCUAGGCAUCAUCACUGACAUCUUCCAGGAGAACACCAGCCAGGAGAUCGGUCAGCGGAAGGGCUUCAGCAAGAGGGACAUUCAGAAGAUCAGGAAGAUGUACAAGUGCAACAAGCGCAAACGCAGCCAGUACUGAACGAACGGAGUCUGGACGAUAAUUCGGCAAUCGAUCGAUCUUGAUUCACCUCGAAUGUCGCGUGUUAGACUUGCGUAUGAGAAGAGCGCGAUGGCGAAGCGAAAGCAGAAGAGAGAUCUAGUCUUAGGCGCGAAACGUGCGAGAGAGCGAGCGUGGUCAGUAUUACCGUAGUCGUUUAACGUUUAGCGUAAUGUCACGAGUAUGCCUAUCUUAAGCUUUCAAUAUCACACACGCGCAUCAUGAAAUAUAUACGCUUAAGUGCGUCGCACACGUACACACACACACACCGCUGAUGCGGUGG
Messenger RNA from Harpegnathos saltator (Jerdon's jumping ant), 1518 nucleotides. Its product is annotated as zinc metalloproteinase nas-4. The coding region runs from base 270 to 1217 and encodes 315 amino acids. Lineage: Eukaryota; Metazoa; Arthropoda; Insecta; Hymenoptera; Formicidae. Gene Ontology annotation, molecular function: metalloendopeptidase activity; zinc ion binding. The transcript is spliced from 4 exons. Gene Ontology annotation, biological process: proteolysis. The record is from RefSeq and is a predicted model, not a curated record.